Messenger RNA from Penicillium verhagenii, 984 nucleotides. RefSeq names its product proline iminopeptidase. NCBI's taxonomy places the organism in Eukaryota, Fungi, Ascomycota, Eurotiomycetes, Eurotiales, Aspergillaceae. The coding region runs from base 1 to 984 and encodes 327 amino acids. Gene Ontology annotation, cellular component: cytoplasm. Gene Ontology annotation, molecular function: aminopeptidase activity. The record is from RefSeq and is a predicted model, not a curated record. Gene Ontology annotation, biological process: proteolysis. The transcript has 3 exons.
AUGGCACAGAUUAAUAGAAAGAGCUACAAGCAUUCUGCGCCCUUUGAUUCUGGCUUUUUCCGUGUGGAUUCGAUCCACAACAUCCAUUACGAGCAAUAUGGCAACAAAGAUGGCAAACCAAUUGUGUUUGUACAUGGCGGUCCCGGUGGCUCUUCUUCCUCAAAGAACACCAUCUUUUUCAAUCCAUCUGUCUACCGUGUAAUCCUCUUUGACCAACGAGGAUGUGGGCGAUCCACUCCCCUAGGCGAGAUUCGAGAAAACAGCCCACAGCACUCGGCUUCAGACAUGGAGCUUCUCCGCAAGUACUUUGGGAUUCAGCGAUGGCACGUUUUUGGCGCCUCGUGGGGAACUACUCUAUCUCUCAUCUACGCGCAAACAUAUCCAGAGGCCGUAGUGAGUCUGACUCUACGAGGCGUCUCCUUCUUUGAGGCCGAGGAAAAGAUAAACUUCAACGCUGCUUUCCAGCGCACAAAGCUCUUCCGUCCAGAGCUAUAUGACGAGCUCGUUGAGCCUCUGACCCAGGAAGAACGCGAGGAUGUUGCUGGUAGCUAUGCUAAGCGGUUCUCGUGCGGUGAUCAUGCAGUUGAGCUUGCGGCAAUGAAAAUGUAUGAUAGAUGGGCUGGGGGGAGCACUAAGCUUGUUCCUAAUGAGGAUGACGGUGAGGUCACAAUGACAGAGGAGGAGGAGAAGCGUAUGGUUGCGUCCAUUCGGAUCGAGUGGCAUUAUCAUGCGUACAAUCUAUGGCUGAAGGAACUGCGGUACCUGGAGCCUGAGAAGCUGGAAAAUAUCAAAGAAGUCCCGUGCUACAUCGUUAACGGGAGGUAUGACUUGAUCUGUCCGCCAAUUGCGGCGUGGAGGCUGCAUAAGCUGUUGCCUAAUAGCAAGAUUUUCAUCGUUCCUGAUGCCGGACACUCAGCCACUGAGCCUGGUACACAGAAUAAGCUUGUGGAGAUUUGUGAUGAGAUUGCAAGCUUUCCUAUUUAA